CGAAUCCCUUUCCACACCCUUUUAGAUUUGUCCAAUGAACACGGACGCAGUGUACUGGCAUAUUACGUGUUGAUGUAAGAGAGCUAGCCAAAAUACAGUCCAGACAUAGUAACACAAUUGUCGUAAAGCAGUAUAUUUGUAGAUGUAUUAUAUUGGGAAACGGUAGAGUUGUUAUUCGUCGCAGAGAAUACAUUGAACACAAUGGGCUUCUCUAGGAAUGUGUUACUUUGUCGGAGUUCAUACGAUUGAAAGAGGAAUGACAAUGACAGUUCCCCUGCCCGUGAGAGGAGGCUACACUGGAAUACAGCUGUUCUGGGACCCUGAACGACCACAGCCUGAGUGACAGAGCACUUGCAUUGUGGAGCUUUUGGGAAGAGAACUAGUAGCAGGCAGUACACUUGGGUAAAGAAACACUAAGGCAAGGUGGAGAUGUUUGCCAAAUUGAAAAAGAAGAUUGCGGAGGAGGCUGCCACAGCUCCCCGGACCGGAGUACGUAUGCCUCGCUCCUGCAGCAAAGAGUCCAUUACGUCAGUGGGGGCAGACUCCGGGGAUGAUUUUGCCUCUGAUGGCAGUAGCUCCAGGGACGACCUCUCUUCCCAGAUCCUCAGAAGGAAUGAUCAGAUUCGCAAGCUGGAGGCCAAACUAUCAGACUACGCUGAGCAGCUCCGACUUAUGCAGAAGACCAAGGACAAGCUUGAAAUUGCAUUAGAAAAACAUCAGGAUUCCUCCAUGAGGAAACUGCAGGACCAGAAUGAGACUCACCAGACCAAUAGAGCCAAAAUGGCCGAAGGCAUGGCUUUGGCCCUGGACAAGAAAGAUCAGGAGUGGAUGGAAAGGAUGUCUACGCUGGAGCAGGAGAAGGCAUCUCUGUCUGUGCGGCUAGAUGAGAUGAUGGAGCAGAGCCUUACUCUGUUCCAGAAGAGGGAUGACCUGGACGAGCUGGAUGGCUUCCAGCAGCAGGAGCUCGCCAAAGUCAAACACAUGUUACUGAGGAAGGAGGAGCAGCAGGGCCUGCGGGAGCGAGAGCUUCAGCAGAAGGAGACCGAGCUGCAGACAGCCAAGAAGGGUUUGGCCGAAGCGCAGGAGAAGCUGCAGGCUCUGGGAGAGGAGCAUCAGGAAAGUUGCAGGCUAAACACCGAGCUGGGGAUCGAAAGAAAGGACCUGCUGGAGGUCAAGGAGAAGGCAGAGAAGAAGAUCGCUGAGCUGGAGGGCAGAGGCCAGAACCUGCAGAAGGUCAUCCAACAGGUGUCUGAGGACUUCCAGAAGUCGCGGAGCGCUGAAGCAGCUGUAGAGAAGUCUCUCCAUACCUUACAAACUGAUUACAAUGCCCUGAAGCUGCAGCAACACAAGGCGGCAGUGACUGAUGAGGACAAGGAGCGUGUGCUGCUGGACCUGCAGGAGAAGGUCUCCUCUCUGGAGAGACGUCUGCAGGGCAACCUGAGUGAAGACGAGCUCCUCCAGGAGCUGCUCAAAGAGAAGUCCACUCUGGAGCAGACGCUGGAGAACACGAGAGUGGAGCUGCUGCAGGCACGCACCAACCACGCAGACACGGUUAGCUCACUGGAGACUCAGAUAUCCAGACUCAACCACAAUGUAACUGAACUACAGAACCUGCUACGGCACAAAGACGACUCUUCCAAGAACUACAGAGAGAGAACGGACGAACAGAUAGCAGGUCUGGAACAGCAGGUGCAGGAGAGCAACGAAAGGCUCAAGAACACUGAGCAGCAGAUCACUGACAAGCAAGCACGUCUGCACAAACUGCAGGCAGAGUGGAGUGUGGAGAGGGUCAGUCUGCAGCAGCAGGGCCAGGAGAGGACAGGCCGGCUGGAGGAGCAGCUCACUGCACUGCAGACAGAGAAAGACACAGAGCACACCUCUGCCCAAGCUAGGAUUCGUGAGUUGGAGGAGGCGAGAGGAUGUCUGCUGAGAGGGAGGGAUGAAGCUGACGUGGCUCUGAGGAGACGGGAAGAGGAGCUGGAGCAGGCUAGGUCAGAGCUGAGCAGCAGGCAGACGGUGAGUGUGGAGAUAGCCAUGGCUCUGGAGGACACCAGGAGGCAGAAGGAGGAGCUCCAACUACAGGUAGGACAGAUGACGGCGUCACAUCAAACAACAUCGCAGGAACUGGCCCACGUCACUGAGCAGCUGAAGCAGAGAGAGGAGGAACUCCAAACACUUCGCAAUGAGCUGCAGAGGGCCCAGCGCUCCCUGUCCCAGCUGCAGGAGGAGGGGGAGAGGCUGCAGGCAUGGACCCAGGAGAGGGAGGAGGAGAAGGACAGCCAGCUGGUCAGCCUGAGGCAGGAGCUCCUCACCCAGAACGAGCAUCUGGACUCCUGCCAGUCACGGGUGUCUGAGCUGGAGGUGGAGGUGGAGACCCUGACGUUGCAGCUGCAGACUCCAGAGGUGUGUGAACCGGACCAGAAUGGGACCGUGGACGACCUGGACCACAUGCAGGAGGCCAACAGAGACCUGGAGCAGCAGCUUAGUGACAAGAACAAGACCAUUAAGCAGCUGCAGCAGAGGCUAGCCGAGCUGAAGAGGACCUUGCAGAAGGAGCUGAAGCUGAAACCUGAAACUGAGUUGGAGGAGAAGGAAAGGGCCCAGGAAGGGAGAGGAGAGAGGCAGGAGAGGCUAGACAGAACCUUUACAGAGCCCGCUGCACCCCCAGCCCCUGGCCCAAACACCACUGUCACCAACACUUCUGACCUCAAUGACUCAAGAGAGAUCAACUUUGAGUACCUCAAACACGUGGUGCUAAAAUUUAUGUCAUCCAGAGAGGCUGAGGCCUAUCAGCUGAUCAGAGCGGUGUCUGUGUUGCUGAACUUCACUGGUGAGGAAGAGGACAUGUUAAAAGAGACACUGGAGUACAAGAUGUCCUGGUUUGGAUCCAAGCCUUCUCCAAAGGGUAUUGUUCGGCCGUCAGUUUCAGGGGCGCCUGCUCACUGGAGCUGAGGGGACAGAGAGCGGAAGAAUUGUGGAGAGGACAGAGACACACACAUUACUUUUAUCAUGUCCUUGCAUGAUGCCUCCCAUCACUGUGGUAACCAACUGAACAUUGUGAAGAGGACACUACAUAAGCUUUAAAACGGUUUCUGACGUGACAGAUUCCUAUGUAGCUCUUCAAUCUCUCCUUAGAAGGACAUUGUUCUUGCUCUUCAAGAGGACAGAGAACGGAUCCACAAUGACUUGGAAAGUCAGUCUUGUUAUAUGAUCUGUAAAGAUUUUUUUUAUUUUUAUGUUGGGGGUGAUUUUAUUUACAAGUAAAAUGGUUAAAGCAGACAUGGUAUUGAUGCAUUGAUAAAUGUUAACCUUAAAGGGAUACUUCAGGAUUUUGGCAUUUAUCUACUUCCCCAGAGUCAGAUGAACUCAUGGAUACCAUUUGUAUGUCUCUUCAUCCAGUGUGAAGGAAGUUAGCGGUACUGUAGUUUUGCGAGCCAAUGCUAACUACCGUUAGCACAAUGACUGGAAGUAUAUGGUAUUUACUAGCAGUUACCAUAAACUUCCAGUCAUUGCGCAAACGCUAGUUAGCAACUGUGCUAACGCUAAGUACUCCUUUAAGAGUAGCCCUUCUCCCUCUUGGAAUUAAGUUAAUAUGAGAUCUUUGAUGCACACAGUACAAGUAUGUCUUACGUAAUUGUCCAGGUGUUAAGAGUGGGAUGGGUCAGCACUACCAGACUGUCACAACUCUGUUUGACUGAGAAGAUUAUUUAUGUCUCUAAUUGUUCAAAUGUCUCUUUUGGGAGUACAUGAUAAUAAUAACCUUAAGAUUUAAUAACCGCCAAGAUUUCUGAAGGACCCUUCACAACAGUCUCAUUUGGUUCUUUCCUAUAACAAUAUUAAUUACAGGGGGGCAUGUAGAAAAGUAUCAUGUUAGAAUGAGAAGGUUUGAUGUGAGAGCCACACAUCAAUGGCAUUGAUAUCAAUGGAACAAAUGUUAUGUAAAGAGGAGUGAGUCUUAAUAUAAUGUUGAUUAAGUAAAUAAUUAUUGAACGAUAUCUAAAUAAGAAUUAUCGGAGGAUGUGCUCUACCUUUACCUGCCUUGUGUUUGUGUAAAUGACAUUCCAUAUGUCCUAUUUAUAUAUGAAAACUGUACAUAUUCAUUGAGAACUUUAUAAAUCACUGGACGUAAAUGAUUUUUGUUUGACCUCUUGCAGUAUUUUACACCAUGUGUCUGUCCAUGUUGCCAGUCUUGGCUUGACUCUCUGUCUCACUGUUCAUUGGCAUCCUGCAAGAAGUGACCCUGUUUAUGAGCUUACAAUGUGAGGGCAUUAAUGUUGUACUGGAGGAAAGACCAGUGAAUACAGUAUGCAUGCCUUAUACCAGAAUGUGAACCAGGUGCAAGGCAGGAAUACACCAGUCUGCACUCUUAAUUCUACUCCCAUAUCAUGCAGUGAGAAAUCUCCAUGUGUCUGGUGACGUUACAAUAUUGUAGCAUUUUUUUGUCACAUUCAUCAGGUUUGUAUAGUCAGUCAACCCUAGGGCUUUAAACUUUCUUAAAAUGGACAUGAUCUACAUUCAAUGAUAAAACACCACACUUCAUUAACAGUGACCUGUUAUUGAAUAGUACCAGAUAUCACACAAGUUGACAAUUCUGUAUGAACUCCAGUGAGGGCUUGAAAGCAAUCUGCCUGAAGUAGUUUCAUAGAACUACAAUAUCACAGCACAGGUGACUACGACUCCACUGAUCAAUGUACUGCAAGGUCAAUAUCAAAAACAUGAUGCUCUUUUGAACCUUCUGUUUGAUUCCGCUGUGUUCAACUCUGGUUUUUAACAAAAAAAUAAAAUAAAUCACUACACUUAA
Molecule: messenger RNA, 4801 nt
Organism: Salvelinus sp. IW2-2015
Lineage: Eukaryota; Metazoa; Chordata; Actinopteri; Salmoniformes; Salmonidae
Product: golgin subfamily A member 1
Cellular component (GO): Golgi apparatus
Source: RefSeq, a predicted model, not a curated record